GGGGUCGUCUCAUCAGAGUUGUCUAACAUGUUCUGUAAUAAUUUUUUGGGGGGCCAAGCAAUUGGUGAUGCUCAAAGUUUUUAUAGAUGAUCUUUUUCUAUUUGUUUGUAUCCAUGAAUAAUACGAGUAGUAUUUUUACUUCUUUCACAUACUUUUUUAGAUGUCAUUCCUCUUUUUAAAUGGAUGCAUACGGAGUAUUGUUUUGUGCAUCCAUCCUUUUGUGUGUUAUUUCGUGCAUCCAUCUCUUUUAUAUUUUAUUCAGCAGCAUGGAUCUUUCUGACGACAUAUUUGGUGCAUCAAUAAACUUGGAAGAUAUCCACUUGAAUGAAGGGUUUAAAGAAGGCUAUGAUACUGGUUUUGCUUCUGGAAAAGACGAUGGACGUGAAGUUGGACUGAAAACAGGAUUCAUAACUGGUGAAGAAUUAGGGUUUUACAGAGGCUGCAUUGACGUGUGGAAGUCUGUGCUCCGAGUUGAACCAACAUGUUUCUCGGUAAGGGUGCAAAAGAACAUCAAAGAGAUGGACGAGUUGGUGUCCAAGUAUCCGAUUCUGGAGCCAGAAAACGAGUCUGUAACGGAUAUGAUGGGGUCAUUAAGGUUGAAGUUUCGGGCUAUUUGUGCAACAAUGAAUGUGAAGUUGGAGUACAAUGGGUAUCCAAAAGCCUCAAACCCGAAUGAGAUUCAGUUUUGAGGUGUACCAGCAUCAGAUCAAGUGAUCAACCAAUUAUUAAACUGGUAUUCGGGGUUGCGUUUUGCGUAGAUAACUGAAGUAAGACGUUUGCUAGAUUCAAAUAAUCUAGCAAAUAGUGUUCGUGGAACCAUAUGACAAAACUAUAAUCUGAGGUUUUUUAAGAAAAUGCAAUUCUGAAGAGCCAGGCUGGGAUUAGCUUUUUGCAUUACCUUGCAAUCGCAAUUCCAAACGUCCUUUUUAGGAAUUCUUUCAUGAAACUUUUUUCUUAGGUAUGUAAUCAACAGUUGAACAUGUGUGUAUUUGUAUUAAAUACUUUUGCUACACAAUCUAUUGCAAUAAUUACAAUUAGAAAA
This is a messenger RNA of Erigeron canadensis, 1042 nucleotides long. Its product is annotated as protein LTO1 homolog. The transcript is spliced from 2 exons. Bases 180 to 689 code for a protein of 169 amino acids. The record is from RefSeq and is a predicted model, not a curated record. NCBI's taxonomy places the organism in Eukaryota, Viridiplantae, Streptophyta, Magnoliopsida, Asterales, Asteraceae.